GUAUGCGCUGCAUACAGUAGACAGUAUGGCGGACAGCGAAAGUGAUUUGGAAACAGACGGACUUGAAUUGGCCCUGGACACGUUGUGCGACAGACACUGCAGCCACGCGUCGUCUCUGAAAAGCAAAGGAUACUGCUCUGAGUUCUGUGAGUUGGUUGAGGAGUACACAGGGCAAUGGCAAGUUCCUCUCCCUCAGCUGAAGGUGCUGCGGACUGCACUCUGCAGUUUCACCAAAGCCACUGCUGCCUUCCCUGAUGACUGUCAGCACAUCCAUUAUGUUCUCAGCAGUAUGGCCUUGAGUUUCUUUGAACUGAUGCUGUUUUUCAGCAAAGAAGAAUUUGUGGAAGAGCCUUUAAAAGACAUUCUUGAUUCCUUUCAGGAGUGCCACUCUCAGCUCCUGAGGCACCGGAACAUCUACCUUCAACAUGUGAAGCUGAUUAUCAAAGCAGGAGGCCCAUGGGAGAAUCUAGUGCUGCAAGGAAUCCUGAAAGAGGGGGACUUGCCAUUAAAAGAAGUUGAGGACUACUUAAGCUCAGAGUUGCCAGUAUUCUUUGAGCUGCGGAUUCGCUAUCUGCAAGCCUGUGAACGAAUGCAAGAGGCAAUGGCCCUGGCUAAAAGCUGCCUGGAGAAUCGCGAGGCUGGAAAGCAUCUGUACUUCCAUCAGGCCUACCUGACCUGCCUCUACAAGGCCUCACUGCAUGAACACCUUCACAAGGAGAUGGCAGAGAUAGAUGGCCGUGAUGCAGUGGAGAUCAUCUGCAACACAGAGAGCGUUGAAAAAGAUGAGCUUUUGUUGUCGCUGUGUAAAGCUUUCCUUACCCAGCAGCUACACAAUGGAGACAUGUACUACAUCUGGGACCUGGUGUUCAUCUGGAGCAGGUUGCAUCUCAGGGCCCAUCCCUCCAGACAUGGUUUCCGGGCCGAGUGCUUGCAGUUGGCUUCUUCUGCAACGAACGUCAGAGCCAUCUUCCCCUUCAUCAAACUGGUCACCACAGAGCUGGGGGUUGAAGGAGUCCAGGUCUGCGUGGAGCUUUGUGCCAGGGCCUUGCAGCUGGGUGAAGUGCAGGCGGACAGCGUAACCCGGUCCCUUGUCUGCAAGACCAUCGCCUUCCUGCUACCUCACGACCUGGAGAUCUGUCGAGCGUGUGCGCUGCUGGUCUUCUGCCAGGAACGCACCCUGGAAGCUUACCGAACUGUCUGCCUGCUUUACAUGCAUCCUGACCAGGAGCCGCAUCCCCAAAACAGCCCUGUCCGGACCAACGUUCGCUUCCAUAUUUUGCAGAUGCUCAAGGAGCGCCUGUGUUUUGACCCCGAGUUUUGGAACCUCUUGACCCUCAGGACCCACUGCUUGGAGUUGAUGAGUGACAAGGUUAUGAAGGCUGCUGUUCUCAGUGAUCUUAAGGAGGAGGAAGAGAAGGAAUCCAGUGAAGAGCUGUUAAUAAAUAUGUGUGUAAAUGACUCAUGCUCUCACGGUUUCAAUUCCUGCCAGUGCACUGUGGAUGGAGAGACCGAAAAGUGGGUUGCCCCACCAAAUAAUGCUCUUCGGAAGAGGACGAAAUGGCGGAAACGCCUUCGAAGGAGAACCCGAUCUAAAUCUGACGAUGAGGCUGACCGUGGGGAUGAUCCAGAGUUCAAAUACAAUCUCAAAUCCACCUCUUAUGACAAUAAGCCGGUGUAUUCACUAAGACGCAUUCACGCUAACAUUGAAAAUUCUGCUAUUGUAAAAGCCCCCCUGAACCGCAAGAGAGAAUACUUGUCGAGGUGUGUGAAGAGCCAUAUUUUGAAAAGGAAGGGUCGGAAUAAAGGAUGUUUGCAGGGUCUUCCGAGGCUGGAGCAGGUGCAGACCGUUCAAGAGAAGAAGGCCAAAGUUCACGAGAAGAAGGUCAAAGGGAAAGGGGAAAAACGUGGACGGAAGCCGUCACAGAAACUGGAACUCUCCUUCCCUGAUAAUCAGAUCUCCCUCACUGAGGAAGAGUCUGGUUUUGAGGAGAUAACUGACACAGAAGACAGAGAGUUGGAUAUGCCUCACCUGGAGAAUGAAUUUGAACAAAAGAGUGAACAGAAAGAGAAUCAAUUCGAGCAGAUGGAUAACCUUGAGAGGGAAAAUGAACUUGAGAAACAUCCCGACUUGAUCUCUAGUAGCAAUCUCAAUGAACAAACCCAAAGGGAAUCUCCAGCACAGUUUUGUGAAGGUCUUCCUGACGAGCCUCAAGCUGCUGUUCCUUCUGUUGACGCUGAUCCUGAGCUUGAUGGUCCACUCUUGACAUUAUUGGAUUGUCCAAUAGAGCUACACAGCUACUCUCUCAAAUCCAAAAAGCCUGAUCAGGAUAAACUGCAACCUCCAGAAUCCUCGGCACAAGAUGAGUUGAAUGGCGACACACGACAGGAGCCCCAACCCACAGUGGAACCAGACAUGCCAAACACAGAGAUGAAAGCCAAGAGAACGUGGAAGGACAAAAUACUCCGCACUCAACAAUAUGCCCACUUGACUCACCACUGCAACUUCUGCCACAAAGACUAUAAAGGCUUGAAUGUUAUGAGGCAUGCUCUCUCGCACCUUAAGAGGAGGAAACUAAAAUGUAUACUCUGUGGAAAACGCUUUAAACAGCUCCCCUUUGCCAAAAAGCAUAUUCUGGACCACAUUGAUGAAAUGUCCAAGCAGAAACCCCCUGAUAAGCAGCCAUGCACUGAGGACAUUCCAGCUGCUAAUGGAAUAGUAGACAAUGUGAAAAAUACGAGUCAGCCUCCGAAUGAAAAUCCGACUUCCAUUUCCGUUGAGAAACCCUCUGAACAGAAAACUGUAGGCAAAACCAAAAUGUCAAGUCUCAAGAGGGAAGAUCGAAUCAUCAGGAACCUGCGCACACUCAUCAAAAAGACAUCUGUGCUUCACAAAAAGUGCAAGAACCCCGAUGCAAAAAUAUUCAAGCAGGUCGAAUUCAAAGAUGAGCAGGUAAUCAUUAAAGAUGACACGGUGACUGUAAGAGAUCCAUCUGUGGUGGAAAAGGAGAAGCCAGCAGGAGAAAAUGGCUACGGGGUGGACACGUAUCACUUGUGCCCCUCUGAGUCCUGUGAUAGAGUAUUCAUGAGGAUUAGCACCACACUCACAAAGCACGCCAUUAAAUGCCAUAUCAACGAAGAGAAGGUGCUGGAGAAGACUUUUGUGUGGACCAAACACAAGUGCACCCUAUGCCUCAGGCAGAUACAGUUUCUCCAGCAUUAUAAGGACCACAUGAAGCUCCACGAUACUUCUCUCCAGCACUUCUGCUACCAUCUGGAGUGCAACCAGCGCUUCUCGACACUGCAGGAUUUAAAGGACCAUAUUAACACUCACCAGCCCUUCAGACCUCAAUGUUCAGUCACAGACUGUGAGAAGCUGUUCUCAAGCUUUCAAGGUCUCUACGACCAUGAAUGGAGACACUACAUCCCAGCACCUCAAAGGGAGGAACUAGAUUUGGGACCCGGCAGACAGAAGAUGCAAAGUCAAGAAGCGCCGUGGAAGCAGAGAGUGAAGGUUGAAGACACAUGGCUUCAGAGUAAAAAAGGGCCAAGGGAAAGUCCGGUCCUUUAUCACGCAGAGGCCUCUAAUCUUGAGGGUUUCAGAGAAAUGAAUAAAACUGAAGUCCAGCCCGGCAGAGGCAUUGUCCCAGACAGUAAUCAAGACCCGUCUAAACCUCCUAAUUGUUCAGAGAACACAGUCGGUCAUGAGCCCACAAACGACUGCAAAGCCGCCGUCAAUGGACAUCAGAAAGAGACGGGACACAAAUUGUUAGAGGGAAAGACUCCAAGUAAGAGCUCUCAAAAAAGAACGCCCAUCGAGCGGGACGCCUUGAAUGUCCGAGAACUUGUGGAUUUGUCCACUUUAACCGAGCACAAAACCUUCAAACCUGAAGAUCCCGCAUAUGCAACGUUUGUCAAGGCUCCCUUCAUCCGGCCGCCACCCUCCACCUACCUGGAUGAAUCUCGGCUCUCGAUGCGCAAGAGGAGGUCCAAUGAGGAGGAUGCGCCGAGGAAAAAUAUUUACUCGAGUAAUAAGAAAAAUAAGGAGCUUCUUCCAGACAAGCAGCGGCAGGUGGAUAACGUGACCUCUGGGCAGAAGAUCAGGCAUCGCUGUGACAAAUGUCUUUCCUCUUUCAGCAGCAUAGAAGAAUUACAGAAACACCAAGCCCUUAACACCUGCUCAUCACUCUUUGGCUUCGAUUCAGAUGAUGAAAGUUAGUGGUGAGAGGAGCUGUACUCUGCCACCCGGCACAGGGCAAGCAUUUUAGAUAAAGCAACACUGGAACCUGUUCCUUAUUCUCACUACCGUAACUAGUACAAUACCGUACUGAAUACCAGUUUGUAAACAAUGCGGAAAUAUGUGCCAAAAAGUUGAAUUCUCUCCCAAUUAAAUGGAAACCUUUUUUUUGGGGGAUAAAACUAAAACUUUCCUCAAAACAUCAUCAGUGCACGCUUUGUUUUGAAGGCCAAACAAAUACAAAUCUGUGAUGAAUAUAUAUUCUCUUCAUGUGUGAUGAAUCAGUACUUAUUUGCCUUGUCAAACAAUAUUGGUUAUAAAGGAACACAUUAGUUUUUUAUGGCCCAAGACGACCUCCGGAGACCGUUGUCCGUGUACAAAUGCUCUGUUACCUUAAGAUAAGUUGUCAUCACAGUAUUCCUUUUUUAGACCACAGACGGACACUUUUUUUGAAUGACACAAACAUUGGCUGGAGUCACCAUACCUCGGUUAAGUUAUAGUAACCCAUGUUAUAUGUGGCUGAAAUAAAUAUUUGUAUUUAUUUUUCAGUUUGACUUAUUGACACUGAUAUGUUUUGAGUGAAAUAUUUGUUGCAUCUAUUGGAAGCCUUUUAUUUGUAGGAUUAUAGACCAAAAGUUCCCCAAAUUUCUUUCAUGGGCAACAAUUUAUUGUACCAUCUUGAUCAUGUAUUUUGGUGGAGAAUGGGUUGGCUUUUCUUUUUGGCUUUGAAUAGUUUUUCUCUCAUGCUUUGCUGGAAACAUCUGGUGGCAGAGGGUGUCCUAUCGUAGUCCCAUCAGGACUUCUUGAACAUCUGGCGUUCCCACCUGUGGUGUUCAACAUUAUGCCAAAUGGCUCCAAUUUUGUCGUUUACAUUCAGUGUAUCGAAAAAAGUCCUUGCAACUGUAUGAAAAACUGUGAGAAAUCAUUUUGAUUGAUUGAAAGCUGAGCUCAAUGUGUGUUGCCUUCUCUGUUUAGCAUGUUUGUUAAAAUAUUGUCGUCUUCCUAAUGAAUUAUACACAGCCCUGAGUUCUGGUCUUUGUUGAGAGGAUGUAUACAAAGUUGAAAUGACAGUAGCAGUAGCUACGUGGUGGAGUCUUCUCUCCACGUCUCUAUUGUUAAAAUGUAUUAUUCUAAAUAAACCCUCUGAACCGUUAUCUCAUACAGCAGGUUUUCUAACCGUGAGAUGUGGGCUGCUGAUUGGCUUUGUUUACUCGUUGUCUGCUCUUGGUGUGACAACAGGAAUCACUUAAGCCGUCACCAAAUUGUCUGAAAACAUAUGCAUCUGCUUUCAUACUGCAACACUAUUCUCUUCAGUAUGAUUCCCCAUUGCAUUUGUGCCAUAACUAAAUCAGUGUUGAUUAUAGGUAAAGAUAAACAUUAAAUCUGUCAGAUAUUGCCAGUUUGCUCCAAGUUUUCUUUUUACCUCCACAGCCAUGUCUGUCGAUAUGUAGAAUAUUUCACAUUGGUUAUGUGUAUACUCUUGAGAUGGUUGAUCUGUUUAAUAACUUUUUUAUGUAAUGUUUUUACGGGACUGCACACUUAAACCUGCUUAUUUAUAUGUACAAAUGUUAAUAUAUUGGAUUUGUAAAGGUAUUGAUUCCCUAUCUAUUUUUUCUUAAAGAAAGUGAUUGAAUUGUUUUGAAUAAACAAAUUAAACUCAAAGUCUGUCCUUACCAAUGAUA
Cyclopterus lumpus (lumpfish) is the source of this 5916-nucleotide messenger RNA. Its product is annotated as zinc finger protein 292-like. Gene Ontology annotation, biological process: regulation of transcription by RNA polymerase II. Lineage: Eukaryota; Metazoa; Chordata; Actinopteri; Perciformes; Cyclopteridae. The transcript is spliced from 12 exons. The coding region runs from base 26 to 4216 and encodes 1396 amino acids. Gene Ontology annotation, molecular function: DNA binding; DNA-binding transcription factor activity, RNA polymerase II-specific. The record is from RefSeq and is a predicted model, not a curated record. Gene Ontology annotation, cellular component: nucleus.